AUAAGAGGGUAGCGAUGUCAUUUCCUAUGAGGUAGACAAAAAUACACAAACAGGUGUUAAUGUACCUUGACCAAUGGUUAAGGGAAUCUUUUCCCUUCACAUCUGUUUAAUUGAUGAAAAAUUACCUAGAUCUACGAGAUAAGAAAAUUAAUUAUAAAAUAAAUAAGUUUAACUUUCUUUACAAGUAAUUGUCUUGUAUAUCUACUGGUGUAGUUGUGUUGUAACUAAUUUUUUAUAACUGUUUUUGGUGGGAGUUAUGAAAAAACGACUAAAUUCACUUCCCAUGAAAUGAAAAUUAUGUUUCUAAAGAUGCUUCCUUGUGCAUUCCCAUUGAUCAUACGUAUUUCCCCUUAAUUUUGUUUGUUUCGUAAAUCUGAAAAUUGUCCCUUAAUUAAUCUGAUUAUUGAGUUAAAUCUUGACCUUGGAAUCACACGGCCCGAAUUACUAAGAUGCGCCUAAUGCAUGAGAUGCAUCUUAUGGGGUUGCGGCUUGUGACAUACGCAUCAGGGCGCAUAUUAGGGUUCCAUUUGAAUCCCCUUUUCCCGCUUCGGCUUCGCGGUGUAACGGAACACUAAAAAAGCCGCGAGAACCUUCAUACGAAAGGACAGAAGAUGCAGCGUUCAUUCACUCAGUAAUGAGCUUGGAUCUUCAUUGUUAGGUGUUUUUCUCUUCUGUUCUUUAAUUCAAUUCAUGGAAGGCUUGAAGAUCAUAUCGAUUUCACAUCUCCUUCAACGAUCUCGUCCUCUAACAGGUGCUUCCUCUCUUUUCUCUCCUCCUUCAACUUCGGUUUCUUGUAUUCCGCCUGAAGCGAAUCGUAGACAACGAUCAUCUGACGGAGAGACCACGAAACCUGAUUCUGAAGAAAACUCUAGCCGUAGAAUUCUAUGUCCUCUCAAGUACCCUGCGCUUAUUAUUGGAACCCUAAGUCUCCCUUCCAGCGAUGCCGAGUCUACUUCUAAUCAGCUCUCUUGCGGGUUGAGAAACAGUUGCUUUGUGUUUUCUGAUGGUGUUUCUAGGGUUUGCUGCGCUGUUCUUGACCUGGAUAUUAAGAUUAUCGGCAAGCAAAUCCAUGUUCUUGCCUGGAAUUUCAUUCCUUUCAAAGGUGGUGGUGGAUUCUUGGAGAUUAUCAGAUGGAGCCUUCCGAAUUCCUUCACCGAAAUAUGUCGAUUGUCCCAUGCGAAUGCGUUUCUGUUGGCUUCAGGUUCACCUGUUCAGAAAGAGCAUUACGAGCCUCGUUCUUCUGUUUGUGGCAGAUUAAGAUCGGUCAGCCCUGUUUUUGCAAUUCCAUGCACUGUUAAGGGUAAUAAAGAUUCCGGCAAUUGCUCUAAAGAUUCGAGAAACUUGAGUGGAUUCCUUGCGGAAAUAAUGGUCUGUGAGUGUUACUUAUGUACUUCCAAAGCUCCAGUAGCUUUGCUUCGGAAUCCCUUUCAGGGACACAGUUUUCAUUCUUUCAAUCAACCCGAAUUUUUAUAUUUCUGUGGGUCUGCUUCGUCUUGGCAUCCUGUUCUCUCUAACCUUCUUGGGAUUGUAGUCUUGCUCUCUGGUGUGAAGAAGAAACAGAUUUUCAGCGGAAAAGAAGAGCCAUGUAUAAUGUUCACAACUACAGACAAAACUGUGUUGCAUAUACCUAGGUCACCUGUGGGAGAGUUGCUAUCUGGAAGGAGUGAAAUCAAAGGGAGAGGUGAGUCUGGUGUGUAUACUGGAGUUAUCACAGGUGUUUACAUGCAAGGAAUGGUUGUUGAGCUGGACGAGAAAGUGUGGCUUUUACUAACUGAUCAUAUUCCUUUCUUACCUCAUUUUAUGAGGCUGGGCGCUAUUAUAUCUAUGAGGAAUGUUCACUUUGUACAUCCCAAUUUUUCUUGGUCAAGAAUCCUCUUGCUUGGGGCUUGCUGUAAGACAACCAUCAAUGUGGAGUCAUUUUCACCCUGGGAGUCUCAGUGUCAUAUUCGGCUGCAGACACAAAGCUUGUUGCAUAAAUUCAUUGGGACUUUGUCAUUUUCUGCCAGAUUAUGGGUCUUACUUACAGUCUCAUGUUUCAGAAAAAAAUUUGCUGGCAUCUUGUCAGAGAAGAAGAUUCUAGGAUCCAAACAUAAAGAAGGAUUGGUUCAGACGUAUGCUAGUUCAGCACUACCUUCAUCUGUUUUUCGACUUCGGCAUGGACUAUUCAUGGAAUUCAGUAAGCACAAUCAGAGCAGUUGUGGUAGUGAGCCAAAUGAUGGGUACUUGAAAUUGGUGGUGCCCAUCACUAAUUUUGUCAGCCAUUGUGAGGCCAUUUGGCUGAAGGCAUUGUUACAAAUGAAUAAAGACCCUGAAACUAUUAGAAAGAGCAACAAUUUCGGUCUCCAGCCAUGUGAAGGGAAUUCUUAUGGGAGAUUAGUCCGAAGGAUUAUAUCAAGUGAAGAUCUUGAGGUGGUUCUAUUGGGUAAUCUAGAGAUUUCUCCAUCUUCUGGGAGGUUGCAGUUGACUGAUGCAACUGGCAGCAUUGAGGUUGUGGUACCAGAUUUGCCGUCUAAUUGGGAUGUCAGAAGUAUAUAUGAGGUUAAACACUAUACUGUUGUCAUAGAAGGCGUACCUUCACAAUUGAGUUCUUUCAGCUUGCUUAGAAAUGAGUCAUUUCCAUGCAGAAGUAUCUUUGCCCAUGUUUCAUCUAUGAAAGAGAGAAAUAAUUUUGCAACCUAUGUACACUUCCAUAUGAGCGAGGCAAUUUCCCUAAACAGUCAGUUUUCUUCUUGUAUGGAUUGGAGUGGCAAUCCCAAUAUACUUGAAAAUGGGCCAUUCCGCCUGCUCCUGGUGACGCACAAGUUUCCUGCAAUGCAAAACUUUCAAGGUAGAUCAAAUAUUUCAAAGAGCUUAACCUCGUUCGCUGAGGCCAUAAUCUUGCCUUGGGAUUUGUCUCUUCCUCUGGAAAAUGAAAAUACCUGUCCAAAUGAAUUUUCCAAUUUCAAACUUAGAGAAUGCUUCCAAGAUCAUGUCAAAAGAAAUUGCCAGGAUACUUCUUCUAACAAGAGACCUAAAAUUGCUCACCUGUUGGGUAGGGUGUUAACUGCAGGACCAAUUGAUGGCUUGAAAAAAGAUGGAGAUGAAACAUAUAGCAGUGGGAGUGAUUAUGGUCCCUGCUCGGAAUUUGGCAGUAGCCUGAAAUCAUGCAAAUUUAGCCGUAGCCAGAAAUCAUGCAACCUGAAUUAUCCUUUUGCAAUGCAAUGUUUUGUCACCGUUCGAAGUUGCAAUGAUCAGAAGCCAAUUGGGUCAGGAAUCUUGUAUUGCACAAACCCCAAUGCAUGGGAGGGCUUAUUAAUUAAACAAAGUUUGCAGAAAGUUGUACUGGAGUUCAAGUCUGAAAGCCUUUUCAAGUAUCAGUCAUUAAGAAUUGGUGGAUAUUAUAUCUUGAAGUACCCUGAGAAAGAGCUCCAUUGUAAUCUAAGGGAUUGUGGAUAUGGCAGCUGUGGUAAAGUUCUUAUCACUUCUGAAACGCAACUGUGGAGUAUUUAUUUCGCCUGUGAUGAGGGUCCUUUUCAAACUAAACCUGAGUGGAAUCGCCCUCCAGAUGUUUCUUCAAGCACUAUUGAUGCGAAUCUGUCUGAAGGUUUUCUUGAAAAUGAACUAAUCUUUCAGAGAUCUGCAAGCCAAAAUUCAAUCUCCUGUUCAGAUGUCCAUCUCCAUCUCUCUGCUGAUGCAAUGAAGCACUUGAAGCUAUGCACUGCAGCAGUGGAAGGGUUGGUCAGUCCCAUCAUGGCUCCAGCAGAGGCUGUUAAAUUCUCUGCAUUCAUUAUGACCAACAUGACUGUUCCAGUGCCUUCUGGAACCCCUGAUCAUUCUUCGAAAUUACCAGAAGGGGAUUUAAUAUCACUACAUGGAAAUGUACUUGCUGUUCAUAAUUUGGACUGCAGUUCUCUUUGUGCUCAGAAACUCUUAGGUUGUGAAGCAAUGGGUGAUGUUCAUCAGUUGUGGUUCUUCCAAGGAACAUCGGACAGCAUUUGUAUUCACAUUUUAGAAGGCUGUGACAUGGUGAAGAUUCGUGGUACCCUAUGGAAACAUGCUUGUCCUAUUGGACUGGGACCAGGAGUAACUGCAACCUUUCACCGUGUUCUUGUACUAGGGCCGAAUGAGUUGAUGUUGACACCUAUUUCAUUCAUUGUGAUUAACUCUAUAAAAGAAGUUCUUUCUCAGCAUAGUGACAUGAGUUCCCAUCCAAUAUCUACUCCAGAUAUUUUAUUUGAUGCCCUACAGGACAUUGUUCCAUCAGGCUUUAUCCCUGAACUGAUUCAUUGCCUAGAGAGUGGGUCAAUACAGUUACGUUGCAGGGUUGUGGCUAUACGUGUCCUAGUGUUAGAAAUGCGCAAAAAUAAAUUUGAGAAGCUACAAACAAGGGAGCAGUCCAAGAAUCCUGCUGUAAACAUCCCACUUGCUGGUUUUGUUUUGGAUGAUGGAUCAUCCACCUGUUGUCUCUGGGCCAAUGCAGAGAGAGCAGCGAAAUUGCUAAGGCUAAAUGAAGAAACCUCAGUCAGUUAUUUCAGUAGCAGUUACUCAACGUUGAGGUCAGGAAGCAACAAAGUUCCAAGCUCCACCAUUUAUCAUCUGCAGAAGAUUUUAAAGAAGCACAAGAGAGUUGCUGUGAAGAACCAAGGGCCUAUGCUUGAUACAUCAUGUCGAGAGCUUUUGUUUUCUGUCGCUUCAGACAAAGUCUUCAGCAGCUCAGAUGAGAAUGUCAUCAAGUUCAUUAUCCUCAAUGCUUGCUGUGGUGCAGUUUUGAGUGUUCUCGGCAGUGUUAUGGAUUCAACUGCUGUUGGACAGCUGGAGAUGGAUCUUGCAGAAAUGGAGAUGCCAUUGCAUCCAAUGCAAAAUAUUUGGGCUAGAGAUAUUCGGUAUACAGAUUGUCUGACUGAGGCAAGGACUAUAAUUCAAGAACUUUUAGUCAGGUAGCAGUUGUCCCUUUGUAAAUUAAUCACAUUUAUUUUUUUUAUUUUUUUGCAAUGCUAUUGCUGCCUUACUAACCUGAUACAGUGAACAUGGGAGGGUCUAGAUAGUUAUGUCACCUUGAGGAAGAAAACUGGUGUCAUGUGAAUCUUGUGUAUUCUUCUAUUCUGUUUUUCUGUUUUAUUUUUUUCUUCAUGCCAAUGUUUGUGGCAUGUUAAUGGCCCCACUUGGUUUAUCAUUGCAACUUGCUGGAAUUCAAUGUUUUAAGUUAUAUUUUGUUGUAA
Molecule: messenger RNA, 5198 nt
Organism: Macadamia integrifolia
Lineage: Eukaryota; Viridiplantae; Streptophyta; Magnoliopsida; Proteales; Proteaceae
Product: CST complex subunit CTC1
Exons: 16
Coding region: 691-4920 (1409 amino acids)
Biological process (GO): telomere maintenance via telomere lengthening; positive regulation of DNA replication
Cellular component (GO): CST complex
Molecular function (GO): telomeric repeat DNA binding; single-stranded DNA binding
Source: RefSeq, a predicted model, not a curated record